Molecule: messenger RNA, 1513 nt
Organism: Truncatella angustata
Lineage: Eukaryota; Fungi; Ascomycota; Sordariomycetes; Amphisphaeriales; Sporocadaceae
Exons: 2
Coding region: 353-1513 (386 amino acids)
Source: RefSeq, a predicted model, not a curated record
GAAAGACAUAGAUCAGUCAGCCCUGUGCAAAAUAAGUGGACCCAGGGAUCUUCCCGGGUUUCAAUAUUCCGUCGGACGCCCAAUGGUAAUACUGUGUCUGUCCCAGAGCAGGAUACUUGGCCAUCUGCUUGGAUAAAUGUAAAUAUCCCAGUGUUCCUCGUUCAAUCAUCGAGGUUCAAUUUUUCUAAAAGCACAAAUUGACACGCUUCAACUAUGGGAAAGCAUAAACCAAUCCACCACAAACUCCAGCGCAGGCCUUCCCGGGAAUUCGAGGCUACGCUCUCCAAAAGGGUCAGACCCAACACCGGUCACUAACGUCGGCAAUGGCUAUAAUACGUUCUUUGAGUUCGCCAUGCCCACUCUUCUCCAAGUCGACACUCAAUCGGGCGCAGGCUCAAUCACCUCCCAAGUCUAUGUCUGUUCUUCCGCUGAGCAGGUAUUCAAGGCGAUGAACAUCGAAGCUGCCAUGGAGAUUGAUGGCGGCUGGGGUUCCUUCCGAGACAGAAUAGACUUCAUCCAAUCUAUAGGAACGACAACCACCUCUGUCAUCGUUCUUGUGGUUGCCACUGUCGUGAGCAGCACCGAGACUAUCAAAGGUCAAUCGUGGAUUCAGCCCCCUGAUACCGCGUUUGAAGUCUACAAACAGGGUGGAGAUUGUUUCAUCUCUUCUAUUUCUAAGGGAGGCCAGUACCUGGCAGCGUACACUUUCGUAACAUCCGAUGAGACCAGUUUCGAGAGCGUCGUGAAUGUCGCGAGUGCAACAUUCCCCGGGUGGGGUGUGAAUUUUGGAGGCGACUUCGAGACUCGAAUCCAGAACAUUUCAACGGCGACGAGCGUUGCGUGCAACUUCAAUCAAACGGGUAUCGGCUUUUCAAAGGCAAAAUUGCCAAAGUGUGCGGCUGAAAUCGUCAAUUUUGUUAGUGAUUUUGGCACACUGCCAUUGGACAACCCGGCCGUCUUCAAGUACUCUACCAAUUCUUAUAGCUCCGUGUCCGGAUGCCCUGAUUUCUCCCAUAUCGAUGCUUAUCGUCGCACAUACGUGGAUCCUACUCACAACACCCCGCGACUAUCCGACUACGAACUACUCGCAAAGACAAACCUCAAACGCCCCCCUCACCUCAAUUCCAUGGUAGCCGAUAUCACGGGUUGGCGCGAAGCUGUAGAUGAGGACCCGACGAAGCCGGGCAUUACUACUCCAUCAAUCGACAAGACUGUUCUGGUCGUGCCACACCCACGUUACGGGCUACUGGUAGAACCUGCCGCCGGGACCUACGGCGGCGGUGCUUUUACCGAUAUCGACAUCAAACAGAUUGCGCUGCGUUUGCUGCCAAGUAAAAUAAUCAUCCGCGGCUGGGAUGAUGUUGACGCCUUAAUAACGACAUACGAGCUCCAGGAGGGUCCGAACUUGUCAUUCACAACCAGUCACGGCGGAAAUGGAGGCGUGAACUCUCCCGAGAUUGAUCUCGGCCCUGGGGAGUUUAUCACAAGCAUCACCGUGUACUGGGGUGAUUAG